Messenger RNA from Zychaea mexicana, 1154 nucleotides. RefSeq lists its product as uncharacterized. The record is from RefSeq and is a predicted model, not a curated record. NCBI's taxonomy places the organism in Eukaryota, Fungi, Mucoromycota, Mucoromycetes, Mucorales, Lichtheimiaceae. The transcript has 7 exons. Gene Ontology annotation, molecular function: hydrolase activity, acting on ester bonds. Bases 40 to 921 code for a protein of 293 amino acids.
CUUCUUCUUUCUACUCUUCUUUACUUUAGAAAAACAAAUAUGCACCAUUUGUUAUUAUCUCUUAUCAUCAACGCUAUUGCUUUAAUAUGUUGUGUACACUCAGCACCACUGGCAGACUUUUUGCAAUUGAGCAAACGAGCGGCAGCUGUACCAUGCGCAAACCAAAUUGAUACACUAUUUGUCUUUGGAGACUCAUACAGUGCAGUCAAUGGAGAGAAAGGAAGUCGAAAAACAUGGACCCUUUUUGAAUCUCCUGAUUCUGUUACGAACAACCCAGUUAUACGCGAUGGAACAACGGCGGGAGCACCCAAUUGGAACCAAUACCUCACGGAAUGCUAUGAAGGAAUUCCACAAAACUGCCCUGCACAUUUAUUCAAUGUCGCAUACAACGGCGCAACAGUCGACACCAACUUAGUCCAGCCCCGAACGCCAGAUGUUUCUGAUUUCAUCGCCCAAGUGCAAGGAUGGCAAAAGCAUGUCAAGCCUCAAGUCGAGUAUCAAAAGGCAUUGGCAGCCAUUUGGUUUGGCAUCAACGAUGUAGGGCACUCUCUUGAUACAAGCGAUGCAGAUAUUUCAGCGCUACUUGGCAAAGAUGUCGACGAAUACUUUGACCAACUGGAACUUUUGUAUAGCGGUGGUUUACGGACAUUCAUGAUCAUCAACGUCCCACCAUUUGAACGAACGCCGAAAUUUUCUCCUCAAGCAGAUAUACUAGUUCCACGAAUCAUGCAGUACAACGAAUUGAUUGACAACCAUAUCACGGCUUUUACAACCAAGCAUCAAGACGUUGCAGUGAUCAAGAUUGAUGCUCAUGAGCGAUUCACAUAUUACUUGGACCAUGCUAGUCAGUAUGGCGUACAGGAUACGACAAGUUCGUGCAAAGAAAAAGAAGGCGAUGAAGCCACCGACUGUGGACAGUAAUUAUAUAGAUGCGCUUCAUCCCACUUAUCCUGUCCACAAAGCAUUUGCAGCGGAUAUCGGAACCACUUUACAUAAUGAACAAUUUUGUAUAUAAGUAAAAUUUACAUACAUCCUGGAUGAGGGGGAGUCCUAGUUAUUAAUAAUAGCCCCCGUAGUAGUAAAGAUAAUACAUAGUAAUUUAAUGGUAAAUACCCUGUUUCCCACAACACCCAGAGAAAAAUAAAUAAUCGCAG